Messenger RNA from Kwoniella shivajii, 951 nucleotides. RefSeq lists its product as uncharacterized. Gene Ontology annotation, biological process: coenzyme A catabolic process. Lineage: Eukaryota; Fungi; Basidiomycota; Tremellomycetes; Tremellales; Cryptococcaceae. Gene Ontology annotation, molecular function: coenzyme A diphosphatase activity. Bases 1 to 951 code for a protein of 316 amino acids. The record is from RefSeq and is a predicted model, not a curated record. The transcript is spliced from 10 exons.
AUGACGAUAUCUCACAAUCACACCAACACAUCACUGGAAUCAGAAGCAAAUGGUCAUAAUGGCAACCUUGAUCACAUACCUCCCGAAGCGAUAAAGGGACUUUCUGAAGAAUCAAUAUCGUGUCUACGGAAUCUUGCGACUUACAAUGCACCUCCAUUAGCAGACUUUGGUAUAGUGAAACAAGCUGCUGUAUUAGUGGCUCUCUUCCAGAAAGAUGGAGAUGAUCAACUACAUGUUCUGUUAACUACCCGAGCGAAAACUAUGAGGAGGCAUCCAUCUCAAACUGCAUUACCGGGCGGGAAAGUUGAUCCAGAAGAUCCAGAUGUCAUAUUUACAGCUCGUCGAGAAGCAUUUGAAGAAGUCGGAUUACCAUUAAAUCAUCCAUCAAUAUAUCACUUAACAGUAUUAGAACCUGUUAUGACUAUAUUACCAUUGAAUUCACAUAUGAAAAAUCAUAUUAUCGUUACACCCGUGGUAUGCUUCAUCUCUUCACCAUCGAUCAUAUCUACUCUCAUACCGAAUCCAGAUGAAGUAGAUGCAAUCUUCACACAUCCCUUGAAAGGCGUCUUGACUGGUAGUUUAGAUCUAAAGGAUACGGAAAGUUUAGUUGACAUAGGUGGAGAAUGGUGGCCUCACGAAGAAGAAUUUCACUCUACAAACGAUAGAAUAGGUAGUAUUGGAGUAUACAGGAUGCAUCGGUUCAGGACAACUCGAUCACCUAUAAAAGGGUUGACCUCUGAUGUCCUUAUACAAACUUCAAUGAUAGCUUAUAAUUCUCCAACGACAUAUCCAAGGUUCGCAAGUGAUCAAUCUCCAUUCUCGAAUCUGAUCUCAGGUGUGGUUAAAGAUUUACCAUUUCAUAUUGAUAAAUCGAAUAAUUCAGGUCCGGUAGAAUGGGGUGGUACAGAAGGUGAAAGGUACAGAAGUAGCGAAACAUGGGCUAAUGCGUGA